UCUUUGCAGAUUUUGGCAAUCAUUUCCAUCAUGUUCAUUGUCCUCUCUACGAUUGCCUUGUCACUCAACACCCUUCCUGAGCUCCAAGGCAUGGACGAAUAUGGUAAUCCCACAGAUAACCCCCAGCUGGCCCACGUGGAGGCAGUUUGCAUCGCAUGGUUUACAAUGGAAUACCUCCUACGGUUCCUAUCCUCACCGAAGAAGUGGAAGUUUUUCAAAGGUCCACUGAAUGCCAUUGACUUGUUAGCCAUCUUACCCUACUAUGUUACCAUCUUCCUCACAGAAUCAAACAAAAGUGUACUUCAGUUUCAGAACGUGCGGAGGGUGGUUCAGAUAUUUCGUAUCAUGAGGAUACUCCGAAUUUUAAAGCUUGCCCGGCACUCUACAGGUUUGCAGUCCUUGGGAUUUACACUGAGGAGAAGCUACAAUGAACUGGGGCUGCUGAUUUUAUUUCUGGCCAUGGGCAUUAUGAUCUUUUCUAGCUUAGUUUUUUUCGCAGAAAAAGAUGAGGAUGAUACAAAAUUCAAGAGCAUCCCAGCAUCUUUCUGGUGGGCAACGAUAACCAUGACGACAGUUGGCUAUGGAGAUAUCUACCCUAAAACACUCUUAGGUAAGAUUGUUGGUGGGUUGUGCUGUAUUGCUGGUGUCUUGGUGAUUGCCCUUCCUAUCCCAAUCAUUGUAAAUAACUUUUCUGAGUUCUACAAAGAACAGAAGAGGCAGGAGAAAGCCAUCAAGCGCAGAGAAGCCCUUGAAAGGGCCAAAAGAAAUGGCAGCAUUGUGUCCAUGAAUAUGAAGGAUGCUUUUGCCCGUAGUAUAGAACUGAUGGACAUAGUGGUGGAGAAGAAGGCAGACAAUGCAGGGAAAAAGGAUAAAGUUCAGGACAAUCAUUUAUCCCCAAACAAGUGGAAGUGGGCCCAGAGAUCAGUGUCUGAAACCAGCUCUAACAAAUCGUUAGAGACAAAGGAACAACAAGGGUCACCUGAAAAAGCACGUUCCUCUUCCAGUCCUCAGCAUCUGAAUGUCCAACAGCUGGAAGAUAUGUACAACAAAAUGGCCAAAGCUCAGUCUCAGCCAAAUCUUAACACUAAAGAAUUAGGUCAAUCCAACAAGCAAAAAGAAGAGCUUGAAAUGGAGGCGAUCCCUGGCCCAAUGGUUCCUUUGCUGACCACACGUGCAGAUGGAAUCGUUGACAUGAGGAGCAUGUCAAGCAUUGACAGUUACAUAAGCUGCGCAACAGAUUUUCCUGACUCUGGGAGAUAUUCCCACAGCCCCCUAACUACACUGCCUAGCAAAGGUGGACUAAAUCCAGUUCAUGAUCCAUAUCGGCUAGAAGGAAGUGGGGCCAAAUUCAUGGAGAUAAAACCAAAUCUAGAAAGUGCCCAUUGCUCCACUUUUUUCAUAGAAAGCCCAAAAAGGUCCAUAAAGGUUACUAAUCCUCUGAAGCUAAGAUCUCUGAAGGUUAACUUUAUGGAAGAGGAUGUCAGUUCGAUAGGGUCAGCAGCUUCAAAUGUCCUGAGAAUAUAUCCAGAUUCCAUUAAGAACAGGGGAAUUCCAGGUGCAACUACAGAUAGUUCCAUACAUUCUGAUCGAUCCUUGAUGAGUCCAGAAACCUCUCUCUACACCACAGCAAGUACAAGAACACCCACCAAAUCACCAGAGAAGCAGACAGCAAUAGUUUUCAACUUCCAUGAUGCCGGGAUACAUAAAUAUAUUGACGCUGACACUGAUGAUGAAGGACAACUGCUGUAUGAUUCAAGCCCUCCGAAAGCCCCGCCUGGAAAUAUAAGUCCCAAAUACAGCAUUUCAAACAGUGGCUAUUUAAGGCAAAGGGAUCCCGUUUUUAGAACACAGAAGAACCACUUAGAGACUGCUGCUUUACCCUCCUCAUCCAAACUCCUAGGGCAGAAUUGCCUUUAUUCAAUGGACAGUAUCACUGGAAGAACCCGUGGUAACCGGGAAAGUAUCAAAUUAGAGAAUCACAUUUCACCUGAGGUUCACAUAUUGCCGAGUGGAGGAGGAGGACAUGGGAAUACACGUGAUCAAAAUAUCUGACAUGUGCUCCAGAACUUUUGUUGAAAGCUUAAAUAAAAAGGGAAUGCCUUUACACUCGACACACAAAGAAGAGCUUCUGCAUGGCAUGAACUUUUGACUGAAACAAGCCACCUGUUUUGUAAAAGCCAAGAGAAUGCCCUUAAAG
Gekko japonicus is the source of this 2197-nucleotide messenger RNA. It is a transcript of the gene KCNB1, whose product is annotated as potassium channel, voltage gated Shab related subfamily B, member 1. Lineage: Eukaryota; Metazoa; Chordata; Lepidosauria; Squamata; Gekkonidae. The record is from RefSeq and is a predicted model, not a curated record. Gene Ontology annotation, molecular function: delayed rectifier potassium channel activity. The transcript has a single exon. Gene Ontology annotation, biological process: potassium ion transmembrane transport. The annotation marks the transcript as partial. Gene Ontology annotation, cellular component: membrane; voltage-gated potassium channel complex.